AUGACACCGAACGUCAAAACCGUCAAAUACGAGUCACAGAUUUGGGCAGUGAACGAGAAGGCUCGUCACAGAUUACUUCGCGCAUGCGUAGCGCUCCCAAAAUUCCUUAAUCUCGUACGUCCACAUGUGGAGGCCGUGGUGGAGUUUGACUACGAUGCAGUUAACGGAGAUGAACUCACUCUUCGUAAGGGUGAUAUCAUCAAGGAUAUUAAUAGGAUGGAAGGUGGUUGGUGGGAAGGAGUGCUUCAUACUCAAAGAGGAAUGUUUCCAGAUAAUUUUGUCAAGAUCAUUGAGAAGACCAGCAGUACACAGAAGUCAACCGCGGCAUCGACGGCAUCCGCAUCCACAACGCCAUCCUUAUCGUCAUCGUCAUCGAUGAAGUCACAUGGUCAGGGGCCGGUAGCCAAUGGGGAUGUGUCGUUAGGGAGCCAAGAGAUGGGUGAUGAUGCGAAAGUCAAAAAGAGAGGUGAGAUCAUAAUCGAUGUUGGAGUAAAACUACAUGUAGAAGGGGUUUUUGUAUAUUGACUAUUAAAGACACCAUUCUCAUUAUACUUUCUAAACCUAGUUUACUGGAAAUCGGUUCAGGAAACCAGUUUGGAAGAUCGCUUUGCUAGCGUUCCCAUUUGAUCACCAGAAAGUGGUUUUUCAAAUCCACUUCACGUAUUAGCGGUCUUGUUGCUAUGGGAACACUCAGUGUAGGCAUUCCACACACAGUGUGUGGAGUAGCGCGCUCAAAAUAUGCGAAGAUCGCUUCCCGAAGAACGGCUGUGUUCUCACUUAUGCUAACGAGGCAAAGCGAUCUUCAAAACUACAUCGCGAGGUGGUUUUCUGAACCGGUUUGGUAGAUCGCUUCGACCGUUCUCAUUCUAGUUUCCACUAAACUACACAUGUAGUUUCCAGUAAACUAAUUUUAGGAUGGUAGUGAGAACGGUGUUUAAUACCACAUCAUUAGGCUAAAUCCAUCUGGUCUACUGCCAAUUUGGUCUAAUUGCCAUUUCCACACUACACAUUAAUAGUCUAAUUCUCCUUUAGUCUAAAUGCCCAGGUGGUCUAAAUGUCUCUUUGUCUACAAAUUAUUUUGCACUUUGUUGGUAAACAGUAAACCAUUUGUACUAAAAUUAGACCAAGUGGAUAAUUAGAUAAAAUCGGUCUAGCUUAAAUUUGAAAAAUGUUAAAAUGGCAUUUGGCUAUUAAUGACAAACUGGUUGUAAACAAAGUACCAGCAGAUUAGACCAUACGGGUUGAGAUAGAACUAGUUUAUUAGUCCUAUUAUCUAUAGGAAAAGCGAUGAAGAGAAGGAAUACCCCCCCUAAAAAAAAAGUAAAAAAAAUGAAAUAAAAAAAUAAAUGAAUUUGUACUGUAAGAUGAAAUAAAAUGAAAUAAAAUGAAAAAAAUUAAUAAAAUAAGAAGAUAUCAAUUGAAAAAUAAAAAUAAUAAUGUAUCAAAAAAUAGAUAAACUAGAAAAAAAAUUUUUUUUAAAGAUAAAUACCAGUUCUGGUAAUGAUCUCAAAAUGAGUUCGAACAGAAUCUAAUAAUUUGACCACGAAAGUGUUUGUAUAAAAUGAAUAAAUAAAAAUAUGUGCCAAUUGGCUCUGGAAAAAAUGUGUAAUUGCUGACAAAUGAGCAAAAUAAGCACAGGAUUCCAUAAAAUUUCUGGUAUUUUUCCAAACAAUAUUAAUACUCUGUCCCAUAUAUGCCUUGUUGUGUAUAUAGUGAUCAUCAGAAUUGUCGGUUUUCAGCUACGAUUUCAUGAUCUCACAAAGAUAAGCUUAUUUCAAUGUACCGGAUCUAGAUCUUUCAUUAUAUAGUAUGGUGGCAUUUACAUGUAACCUUGAUUUCAUAGACUUUCUCAUGAAAUAAUUGUUUGCUGUACAUAUAACUACUUUCCUUAUACCUUUAAGAAAUAGGACUGAAAUGGAAUAGAAUUUUAAAAAAGGAAAAACAAACAAAAUGAAUAAAAAAGUUAGAAAGAUGAUUUUUUUUUUAAAAGAAAGAAAGAUGGAUGAACAUUAAUAGAAGUCAGGAAUUGUAAAGCCUUCAAUCAUGUAACAUGUAGAUCUGAAUAUGUAGGCCUACAGUGUACGUAUACAUGGACUGCAUACAUGUUUUUUUAUUAGCCCACAAUUGAACAAACAAGCACUGUCCAAUACAUGACAAUUACAUGUACCUCCUUGGCCUGUGUUGCCACUGUAUAAAGCAAGCAAUGUUCUGCUUGAGAUCUACUACUGUACACAUCUUGGGUCACCAUUUUCCAGUAUUUCCUGUUUUUAGAGGAAGCGUUUGUCUGCGUCACUCUAAAGGUGCCGUUACGAGGUCUCAUAUUAAAGCAAACCCCCUCCCCCAACUCAAACACCAACAUGCAAAGUACUGGAACACCAGUAUGUACAUGUAUGUAGGUUGAUGUGUUCUUGUCAUUAUAAUAGAUUUUAGGGGUUAAUGAUAGUACUUUUAGUAAUGUAAUAAACUAUAAAAAAAAAUGAAUUUUCCUAGUUCUACAUCCUGUAUGAGUGAAAUAUUUGUGGUCAUUGAAACCAACAAUUUAUCUACUUGGUGUUAAUUUGUUCCGACAGUAUCAUCUCUGCAUUGUGUAUAUCGCAUUUUGAAUCCAGUAUAAUGGGGGUGAGGUGUCCGGACACUUAAAAUUUUUUGAAGCCUUCUUUUUGUCUAUGGAUUACAAAAAAAAAAAAAAAAAUUCAAUAGUUGUAAUCUUCAAUUUUGUUCUCUAUAGUAUUUCCUAUUGAACAUUUUGUAUUAAAAAUUGA
Lytechinus pictus (painted urchin) is the source of this 2762-nucleotide messenger RNA. Its product is annotated as SH3 domain-containing kinase-binding protein 1-like. The transcript has 3 exons. NCBI's taxonomy places the organism in Eukaryota, Metazoa, Echinodermata, Echinoidea, Temnopleuroida, Toxopneustidae. The record is from RefSeq and is a predicted model, not a curated record. Bases 1 to 525 code for a protein of 174 amino acids. Gene Ontology annotation, molecular function: protein binding.